Messenger RNA from Osmia lignaria (orchard mason bee), 1081 nucleotides. RefSeq lists its product as uncharacterized. The record is from RefSeq and is a predicted model, not a curated record. Lineage: Eukaryota; Metazoa; Arthropoda; Insecta; Hymenoptera; Megachilidae.
GCCUCCAACACCAGCGACGACCGCGCUCGUUCGCUUCGACAGGUUCGCGCAUUAUUUUCAGCGAAGGAUUUUGAAGAAACAAAGACCGCCGAUCAAAGGUUCACAUGGAGAAGAUUACUGGUAUGUAACAGGUGUGCAUUGCGUAGUCAGCCAGGUUGUAUCGUUUCGUAGUUGGAAACGUUUGUGUUAUGAAUCCAGACUCCUCGAGUCAUCAGUCCCUUAAGGUUCCGUCAGUUCGAAGAUGAAUAGUGAAAUUUGUCGGACGAUUAUACUAUUCGCGAUUUUUGGAUCGCUUUUGUGCCUCGAAGAAAUCGUGGAAGAAUAUGAGAGCUCGAAGAUUGGUGAAAAAUGCGAAAGGGACCGCAAUUGCAUCAGGAACGCCUACUGUAGGGCGCAAAUGACCUGCCUCUGUGAUCCGUAUUACUCACCGACCCCCGAUAAGUCGACGUGCAUCGCCAGUGCGGGAUUGAGUUGUUUUAACGAUGUUACUUGUCAAACGAUGUCGAACGCGGAAUGCAAACAAGGAGUGUGCACUUGCAAAGAUUCCUACAUUUUGGACAUCAACAAUUCAUCGAAUUGUAUCAGAAGACCGUCGAAGGUAAACGAUCAUUGUCAGAGGAACGACGAUUGUCAAGACGCUCUUGGCCGUGCAAUGUGCAUCAACGAACGUUGUCAAUGCAUCACAUCCUAUCAUUUUGUCAACGAGACUGGUCAAUGCGUUCAAGCACGAUUUUUGUACCACCCGUGCACGAGGGAUUAUGAGUGCGUCAGCGUCGACGAUGAAUACGUCCUUCAGUGUAAAAACGGUGAAUGCGUUUGCAAGGAAGGCGAGGCUGGUUGUAGUAAAGGUUCUUCGUACGCGGUUACUGGAAUCCUUGCGAUGCUUUCGGUGCUUCUACAGAGAUUGAUUUAGGACCAGCAAAGUUUACUUCCUCAAAUUUCUUCAUUCUUUUCCCAGUGAUUUACACAGGAAACAAACUGAAAAAGAGCCUUCUAAAUCAACGUAUUAAUUGUUUGACAAACUUGUAUUCAUAAAUUUGUAUUUUAAAAAGACUCGUAAAUGAAAAUUUUUUUAAUUCGA